Messenger RNA from Mercenaria mercenaria, 837 nucleotides. Its product is annotated as nephrin-like. The record is from RefSeq and is a predicted model, not a curated record. Gene Ontology annotation, molecular function: protein binding. NCBI's taxonomy places the organism in Eukaryota, Metazoa, Mollusca, Bivalvia, Venerida, Veneridae. Bases 69 to 764 code for a protein of 231 amino acids. The transcript is spliced from 5 exons.
CAAGACCACAGUUUCAACAGAACCAAUACUUGAUUCAAACAACGGUUGGUAAAUAUACUGAAGUGAAGAUGUAUCUACAGGCCUACCCAAGAGCCAACUACACGUGGUCAAAAGAUGACGGCACUGAUAUGUCAAAAAGCGUAACACAAGAAGAUUUUGCAAACGAAACUACGUUGACAUUUUCAAUGAUAUCAGUUCCUGAUUUUGGAAACUAUUCUUUGAAAAUGCAGAAUGAAUACGGAAUUAAUUAUGCCCAUUACCAAAUAGUUGCAAACGGUCCACCAGAAAGGCCUACAAAUUUCCAUUCUUCUGAUAUCACUUAUAACAGUGUGAAACUACAGUGGACCUCAGGUUUCGAUAUGGGUUCAAAGCAACAUUUCAUUGUUAUGAAGUUAAUUGGAAAUCAGUUUAUACAGAUCUCGAACUUGGUAUACGACAAUUCUACAAACCAUGGUAUUAAUCAAAACUGGACAUAUGUACUGACCGGCUUGGUCAGCGAUACAUAUUACAAUCUAACCGUCGUGUCCGAGAAUGACAGAGGAUUUAUGUCAUCAUUUGCAAAACCAUCUAUUUUCUUUAAAACAAAGAAAUACCCACACGAAAGUUCAGGAUCAUCUUCUGGCGUGGACGUGAAGCUGACUUUAGGUUUAACAUUUGGCACCAUUGGAACUCUUGGCAUGCUGGCAUUUAUUGUUUAUAUACUGAAAUAUCGGAAAUUAAGGACAUCAUAUACUUCUAUGGAGGGCAAGACCGGCAAAAUUUGAGUGAAUUCUUUCAGUAUGAGGUACUGACAGAGUAAAAACAACAUAUGAGACUUUUUUUAUGUAAUGACAUCCC